Corapipo altera (White-ruffed manakin) is the source of this 2491-nucleotide messenger RNA. RefSeq names its product galanin receptor type 1-like. Gene Ontology annotation, biological process: neuropeptide signaling pathway. Gene Ontology annotation, cellular component: membrane. Gene Ontology annotation, molecular function: G protein-coupled receptor activity; peptide binding. The transcript has a single exon. The coding region runs from base 288 to 1616 and encodes 442 amino acids. The record is from RefSeq and is a predicted model, not a curated record. NCBI's taxonomy places the organism in Eukaryota, Metazoa, Chordata, Aves, Passeriformes, Pipridae.
GGGCUCGGGGCUCCCGCCGGCCCCACCGCCGCUGCCCGGACCGCUGCCGGUGCCGCUGCCCAGCCCUCCCGCCCCGCGCUACGGCCGCUUCCCAAGUAAGUUGCGGGUAAAGCAAUUGCUGGUCCGGCAGGUCCUCGCGAAGGGCACUGCCCCGAGUGCCCGCUCACCCCUUCUCUCCGCACCCUCUCUUGCAGGCAGGGCUGGUCCCGGCUCGCCAUGCCCGGAGCGCUGGGAGCAGCGCGGCAGGCUCUGCCCCGUUAGCCCAGGGCGCCCGGGGGGCCUCAGCCAUGGAUUCGUCCCCCCCUAUCCCCGGGGCCCCCCCUGGACUUCUGCAGGUCUGGCAGGAGGAGAAUCAGACCCAAGGCGGGCUCUGGAAUGGGAGCCAGGAACUGGGGUGGGAAGAGCUGGAGAAGAUGCUCUUCCUCUUCGCGAAGGAGCCCGUCACCAUCAGCCUCACAGUGAUGUACCUGGUGUCCUUUGUGGUGGGAUUCGUGGGCAACAUCAUGUCCAUCAGGGUGCUGACCCGCAAGCGCCGGAGUCGGGUGUCCAGCCUGAGUGCCACCCGCAGCCUCCUCAUCAACCUGGCGGUGUGUGACCUCAUGGUGGUGUGCAUCUGCAUGCCCAUCACCGUGGGCAACCUCAUCUACAAAGCCUGGGUGUACGGGGACUUCCUCUGCCGGGCAGUGCCCUUCAUCCAGGCUGUUUCUGUCUCCGCCAGCGUCCUCAGCCUGACGGUGAUCAGUGUGAACCGGUACUACAGCGUGCACAACCCUCUCAACGCCCGCUCUUUCUUCACCCAGAAGAGGAUCCUCAGCACCAUCCUGGUGGUGUGGUUGUUGUCCUCAGGGAUAUGCAUGCCCCUCAUCUUCAUGAACAAGCGGGAUGAGAUUGGGGUGGUGGAGGGCUUGCCCCUGGUGUUUUCCAUCUGCAGGGAGAUCUGGCCUCAGGAGAGGCUCAAGCAAGCCUACAACUUUCUGCUCUUCUGUGCCCUCUACUGCCUGCCAGUCCUGUUCAACAUGGCCAUCUGCUUCCUGACGGUGCGCCGGCUGUGGAGCCGCGGCAGCCAGCUGAAGGAGAGCUCCGCCCUGAACCGAUCCCUGCCGGCCUCCAGGCUGAAGGUCCGCAGGAAGGUCGCACAGAUGGUGGUGGCCCUGGUCCUGCUGUUUGCCAUCUCCUGGCUGCCCGUCUACCUGAUGGACAUCUGGAUUGAUUUCAACAUCCCCAAGUCUUUGCAGGAUGUGACUCCUUCUCCUUGGAUCCUGCAGCUCAGACCUUUUGCCCAGUGGCUUGGCCUCACCAAUUCCAGCCUCAACCCCAUAUGCUAUUGCUUUGUUGGGAACCUCUACAGAUCAGCCAAGGAAAUGAAGAGCAAAUACCACCAAAGAAUGGUCUCUCUCUUUAACUUCUCUCUGUCUGAAGGGGCAACUCGUUCCUCGGUCCCAGAGCUGCUCUCUUACCCGAGUUCAGUGGAGCCAGCAAGGAAAGGACCCACCACUACCCCUGCCCUGGGCAGGAGAUGUCAGGGAGGUCAUGGCCAUAAGAACAAGUGUGGACAGUUGAACUCCUGCCAGCAUCCACCUCUGAACACUGUCUCCAGUGAGAACACUUCCUUGUAAUUCUGCUCAGGAAGUGCCUCUCAUACCCUCAUCUGCAUUUGAGGACUCUAGAGGUCUUUCCAAACCCGGUAUUUUAAUGAUGGAAGAGAACUUGAUUGUAAUAGCUCUCGACACAGGUUCAAAAGUACUGUGACAGGGAAAGAAACAGGUAAAGAGAGAAAAAGAUGAUGUAUUUUAACUCAGAUCAAAUUUUAAGACAAAUGAUUUUUACUGGGGACAACUGGAUGUGUAGCCCGUUGCCCAGUCAACAGUCACAUUAAUUAGAUAGAUCAAGUUCCCAACGAGUGAGCUCUCCCUGCAGCUCCAGCUCUGGAUGCAGAAAUGCUGUUUGGAUACAGCAACAAUUUGACUGCUUGCUGCUGCUCACCCUUGAUGAUGAAGAGCAGUGAUAAGAGGCACUCUCUGCUCCAAAUCCAUCAGUUGUAGUUGUAAGCAGUGAAGAAAAGCUGGAAACAGCAUCAUAAAAAGUAAUAUAGAUGGAGAAUUUCACGCAUUUUACCACUUGAGAUUUCAUUGUCUGAUCGUAUUGUUUCACUCCUCCAUGCAAAUAAAUUCUCCUUAUGUGAAGAGACAGUGCCAGAAGUACUAAAGAAACCAUCACCACUCCACAUUUGGGAAUUCAGAAGGGAUAAUGUGGCUUCAGAGGUGAUUUAGGAAAUGCAAUAGGAAAAUAUUUUUUGGGCAUCAGCUCUCUUUCUUACAGUUCCUGUGUGUGGAGUGGAAAGAACUGGGCAUCUAUUAACAUGAUUUGCACUUGAAAAACCAGCCUUGUUCAGCUGUGUCUGUACCAAACAAAGUCAAUGGCAUGUGAAAAUAAAAAUAGAAAGUGGUUUAUAGCUAAUAAAAUCAGAAACAAUGAAUGCAAUGCUAUUUGU